Messenger RNA from Equus caballus (horse), 1018 nucleotides. It is a transcript of the gene TPSB2, whose product is annotated as tryptase beta 2. The record is from RefSeq and is marked validated. Gene Ontology annotation, molecular function: serine-type endopeptidase activity. NCBI's taxonomy places the organism in Eukaryota, Metazoa, Chordata, Mammalia, Perissodactyla, Equidae. Gene Ontology annotation, biological process: proteolysis.
GCAGCAGGGACCAGCCAAGAUGCCAAAUCUGCUGGUGCUGGCACUGGCCCUCCUGGUGAACCUGGGCCACGCGGCCCCUGCCCCAGGCCAGGCCCUGGAGCGAGAGGGCAUCGUAGGAGGACAGGAGGCCUCUGGGAGCAAGUGGCCCUGGCAGGUGAGCCUGAGAAAGAACACUGAAUACUGGAAACACUUCUGCGGGGGCUCCCUCAUCCACCCCCAGUGGGUGCUGACGGCGGCGCACUGUGUUGGACCGGACAUUGAAGAUUUCAGAGACAUCAGGGUGCAGCUGCGAGAGCAGCACCUCUAUUAUCGAGACCAGCUGCUGCCCGUCAGCAGGAUCCUCCCCCACCCCUACUACUACACAGUUGAGAACGGGGCCGACAUUGCCCUGCUGGAGCUCCAGGACCCUGUCAACAUCUCCAGCCAUGUCCAGGUGGUCACUCUGCCCCCUGCCUCUGAGACCUUCCCCCCGGGGACGCCGUGCUGGGUGACAGGCUGGGGCGAUGUCGACAAUGGAGUCAGUCUGCCACCUCCGUUUCCCCUGAAGGAAGUAAAAGUCCCCAUUGUGGAAAACAGCGUUUGUGACAGGAAAUACCACACUGGCGUGUCCACGGGGGACAACAUCCGGAUUGUCCAGGCCGACAUGCUGUGUGCAGGGAAUAGGAGGCACGACAGCUGCCAGGGCGACUCCGGAGGACCCCUGGUGUGCAAGGUGAAGGGCACCUGGCUGCAGGCGGGCGUGGUCAGCUGGGCCAACAGCUGUGCUCAGCCCAACCGGCCGGGCAUCUAUACCCGUGUCACCUACUACUUGGACUGGAUCUACCAGUAUGUCCCCAAGGACUCUUGAGCCCCGUCCCCAGGGCUGCCACCUGGAUCAGCAGAGAAGCCAGCCCCCUCCUGUCCCCACACCACUGCUUCCUGUCCAGGUGGUGUCCUUCCCGUCCCCUGCCCAGAGCCACCUCCCUGCACGGCCCAGGGAGCAGGCAUGGACACUGGUCCUCAUUAAAGAGCAUGGAAA